Messenger RNA from Coregonus sp. 'balchen', 5823 nucleotides. The record is from the annotation of a GenBank genome assembly. NCBI's taxonomy places the organism in Eukaryota, Metazoa, Chordata, Actinopteri, Salmoniformes, Salmonidae.
CACAGAUGAGAGGAACGCACACAUGAGUAGGAUGUCCUCAACACAGCAAAGACAGAGGGAACAGAUAUAACUCAUCCACCUAGAAUGCCAUACAAAGUGACAAAUGAGUAGCAGUCUUAUUCCUUCUCAUCACAGAUUGUAAUUCUGACAAGGAUAUGCCUCAUGUCUGGUAAGAUUACUUAUUUUCAGACUCUUAAAACAAUUCAUGCGAACAGUAUUUGUAAACUCAUGAUCACAAAGACUCUCUGCUAGGCAUAUGUCUGUUAUGUCUGAUCAAAAUAUGUUAUCCCACCUAUUAAUUAUAAAGGUGGAAUUUGCUAUACAACUCAUGUAAUGCCUGUAAACUGACAAUGAGGUGUUCAUUUGUCUGACUAUAUAAAUAUAUAUUUUCACAGGGAGUCUCUUUUUGGCAUAUGGCUCAGUGUCCAGUUUUAAUUCGUUAUCAAAAAUUUAAAGUUGAUCAUCCUGACAUCUUAAUAAUAUUCUAAUAGCAGAAGUCACUUGAUUGGUGCCAUAGAAAGUGAUAGUGUUUUCUGUGUGACUUACAAGCAGGUAGCAGGACAGUGGGACAUGAGCCUCACUAGACUCCACUAAUAGUCCUCUAAUGCUCAAUUAUCUGGGGAUCUGCCUGAAAAGCUUAUAAGGACCUUCAACGUAGAGUAUACUCUGUUGCUAGACAGAUUAAGGCAACCCAAUUUAUCCUUGUGUGCAGAGGUGAGCAUGUGAUCAACAAGGUGCAUGUGCACAAUGAAAGUAAUGGUUUGAGUGCUGAGGGUAUUGCUGUUUAAAAAAUAUAUAUAUAUUUAAUUGUGUUACAUACUUUUCAAUAUUUUUUCCAGCUUUUGAGACCACCUGCGAGCGACAUUGUGUAUUCAAAAAUACACAAUUCCUUUUUGGAGUUUUGUAACGGUAUGUCCUACUGUUGGGGUGUUUGUUUGCUUAGCAUUGUUCUGUGACUGGAGCACUUUACCAUAUGUUCAAAACAAAGAGGCUCAAUGACUCAGUCGGCAUCAAGCCAACCCUCAUUUCCUCAUCUGCAUCCUCUAUUUUAACAAAAUGUGUGACCCAGAGAGGAUCUCAGUUUCCUUUUCUGGUUCCUGGGGAUAGGGUUGUGUAGUACAGAGGGAUUUUUCUUGAAAUACAUGGUAUUCAUACAAUCUAUUAUCUACCUUAGAUGUAAAUGUGGAGACUAGCUAUGUAGAGUCCAGUUUGAUCAUUUAUAGUAUUUUAGUUCUCAUUUACAACUGCGACCUGGCCAAGAUAAAGCAAAGCAGUGCGAUAAAAACAACAACACAGAGUUGUAUAUGGGGUAAAACAAAACAUAAAGUCAAAAAUACAACAGAAAAAUAUAUAUACAGUGUGUGCAAAUGUAGCAAGUUAUGGAGGUAAGGCAUAAAUAGGCUAUAGUGCAAAAUAAUUACAAUUAGUAUUAACACUGGAAUGAUGGAUGUGCAAGAGAUGAUGUGCAAAUAGAGAUACUGGGGUACAAAUGAGCAAAAUAAAUAACAAUAUAGGGAUGAGGUAGUUGGGCGGGCUAAUUUCAGAUGGGCUGUGUACAGGUGCAGUGAUCGGUAAGGUGCUCUGACAACUGAUGCUUAAAGUUAGUGAGGGAGAUAAGAGUCUCCAGCUUCAGAGAUUUUUGCAAUUUGUUCCAGUCAUUGGCAGCAGAGAACUGGAAGGAAUGGCGGCCAAAGGAGGUGUUGGCUUUGGGGAUGACCAGUGAGAUAUACCUGCUGGAGCGCAUACUAUGCGUGGGUGUUGCUAUGGUGACCAAUGAGCUAAGAUAAGACGGGGAUUUGCCUAGCAGUGAUUUAUAGAUGGCCUGGAGCCAGUGGGUUUGGCGACGAAUAUGUAGUGAGGACCAGCCAACAAGAGCGUAGAGGUCACAGUGGUGGGUAGUAUAUGGGGCUUUGGAGACAAAACGGAUGGCACUGUGAUAGACUACAUCCAAUUUGCUGAGUAGAGUGUUGGAGGCUAUUUUGUAAAUGACAUCGCCGAAGUCAAGGAUCGGUAGGAUAGUCAGUUUUACGAGGGCAUGUUUGGCAGCAUGAGUGAAGGAGGCUUUGUUGCGAAAUAGGAAACCGAUUCUAGAUUUAACUUUGGAUUGGAGAUUCUUAAUGUGAGUCUGGAAGGAGAGUUUACAGUCUAACCAGACACCUAGGUAUUUGUAGUUGUCCACAUACUCUAGGUCAGACCCGUCGAGAGUAGUGAUUCUAGUCGGGUGGGCGGGUGCAAGCAGCGUUCGGUUGAAGAGCAUGCAUUUAGUUUUACUAGUGUUGAAGAGCAGUUGGAGGCUACUGAAGGAGUGUUGUAUGGCAUUGAAGCUCGUUUGGAGGUUUGUUAACACAGUGUCCAAUGAAGGGCCAGAUGUAUACAAAAUGGUGUCAUCUGCGUAGAGGUGGAUCUGAGAGUCACCAGCAGCAAGAGCGACAUCAUUGAUAUACACAGAGAAAAGAGUCGGCCCAAGAAUUGAACCCUGUGGCACCCCCAUAGAGACUGCCAUAGGUCCAGACAACAGGCCCUCCGAUUUGACACAUUGAACUCUAUCUGAGAAGUAGUUGGUGAACCAGGCGAGGCAGUCAUUUGAGAAACCAAGGCUAUUUAGUCUGCCAAUAAGAAUGCGGUGGUUGACAGAGUCGAAAGCCUUGGCCAGGUCGAUGAAAACGGCUGCACAGUACUGUCUAUUAUCGAUCGCGGUUAUAAUAUCGUUUAGGACCUUGAGCGUGGCUGAAGUGCACCCAUGACCAGCUCGGAAACCGGAUUGCAUAGCGGAGAAGGUACGGUGGGAUUCGAAAUGGUCGGUGAUCUGUUUGUUAACUUGGCUUUCAAAAACUUUCGAAAGGCAGGGCAGGAUGGAUAUGGGUCUGUAACAGUUUGGAUCUAGAGUGUCACCCCCUUUGAAGAGGGGGAUGACCGCGGCAGCUUUUCUGCCUAUUACAGAUGUCAUAUAAUUAUCUCUGGCUGUAUUUGACUCUCCUCUCCUCUUGUUGCAGGUGCAAGACAGGAAAUAGUCUGAUUCACACACUUCUCACAGGAGCUUCCUGUUUCCUCAGCUCUUACAUUCUAACAACAUGAAGCAUUCGUCACAUUCUUUCAGUAGAUUAAUGAAGCAAAGUCCUGUCCCAAUGGAAUACUGACAAUAUACUGGCUUGGCGUUGACUGUUGACGUAUGCUCCCAAUUGAGAUUAAUCCAGGAAAACAACACGGAUGGCCUUAAUUGCUAAAUAAAAGCACGGUCAUUAUCCAGACCUGUUGAACGGCUGCUCCAAGAUGGCAGACCCCAGCUCGCUCUUGGUCACUGAUGGGGAAGUGCUGAGUCAGGCUGAAGUGGAUCAAUAUAUCCUCUCUGGCUUGGCUGAAGUUGAUUCGUGUGAGUUGGGGUUCACUAGGAAGUAUGAACUUAUCCCAUCCAUCGUCUGCUCAGUAUGCCUUUUGUUAGGCCUCAUCUACUGCUUUUUUGGUAAGUUCCUGACCUGUAAUAGAGGACAGUUGUAACUUCCACAUGUGUAUUCUCAAGACUUACACAUUAAAGACAUGAUAGACAUAUCUACAAUUCAAUUACAGUAUUUCCACAAAACACUCCAAUGCUCCACUGUAGAUACAUCAUUAUUUAAUUCCCAGUUGACCUUUAACCUCAUCAUACUAACUUAAACUAUUUCAUCAGCUCACUCUAAGCCUUAUAGUAAAAACAGGAGGGCCAGGUGUCUGGGCUGGGCUAGCCAGGGGUAUAAUGGAUAAGCUCCAGACUAGGAGAGAGGCAGAUGGGCCUCCUGGUUCUGUUGCAUUCCUCUGCGAGAAAGUCAAGAAACAGCCACCUGGGAGGAUGCAGGCAGCCUCCUGGCCUGGUCCAAAUCCAGUAAAUCCAACAGAUGCACUUGCUGUGAAUGUUGAUGUCUGAUAAAAAAAAACACUUCGUUUUUCUUAAGCAGACUAUGCAUAAUGUGAUGUAUACUUUCUCUCUAAUAUUCUGUAAACUGUACAGUACACCAAAGGGAAACUCUGACGUCUACAAAUUACUUCUUUAAAAAAAACAAUCCCUUCUCAGUCAAACUUAGUUCACUUUAGUACACUUUGUUUCCUUCUCCAUCUUGUUACUUAACAUCCCCCCACUUGUCUCUCUUUCUUUAGGAUACCGUUGCUUUAAGAUGGUUAUGUUCCUGUCAGGCUUCAUUUUUGGGUCUACACUAGUCUGCCUGUUGUACCUUAAGGAGCCUGUGCUGGAUACCCAGUUGAGUAUGGAGACCAAAGCAGGCAUCCUCCUGGGAGUGGCUGUACUCUGUGGCCUGGUGACUAUGCUGGUACAGACUGUGGGGCUCGUCAUUACCGGCCUAGAGCUGGGGUGUCUGAUCACCCUUGCCAACCUACUGGUUGUCAGACAGUUUUACAGCCUUACCCCACUAUGGGCGCCUCUUGGUGCACUCCUGGCCACGAGCACAUUUUGUGCCACUCUCACACUGCAGUGGCAGAAACAAUUCACUGUGCUCUCCACGGCAGCAGUCGGAGCCGCUGUGGUGAUGGCAUGCGUGGACGACUUUGUAGAGACGUCGCUGCUGGCUGGCCAUGCAUACGACAUCCUGUCUCAGGUUCCCCCUCGCCCCCUCUGCUGGUACAGCUGGGUUAUAACAGCCGUGUUUCCUCUAUUCAGUCUGAUGGGGGUAGUGGUGCAAUGGAUGCUCACUGCCAAAGGAGUGUCCCACACAGAAGGUGAGUGGCACAGUUUCAUCAAAAAUAUGGAAUGCUUACUUCCUCGAUGUCAUCACUACUUCAUUUGAUACUUAGGUUAAAUUUAACAUGUACACUGACUGGUUACAAGUUACAACAUAAUUAUCUCUUUUUCUGUCCCAUGCUAAUUUACAUUGAAUGCCCCCCAGUACCUGUCAGUGGAGGACAAAGACAGGUCCAACUGAUGCGAAUCAGACAGAGAGAUGCCCAGAGACGACCCCAGCAGGGCAUUUUCCGCCAUCGCAAGCCUCCAAUUCUACAGCGUUAUGCUGGAGACGUCCUGGCCCCAGUGAGUUACUUCACUCCUAAUGGGCAUGUCCUAAUGGGCAUGAAUGAGCUUGAUUGAAACACUUUUUUUUUUUUAAUGUUAUGCACAUAGAUAAUAAACAAUUAGUUGCAUGUCAUGUUUUAAAAGAUAGAAACAAUUGACCAAUAUAAACAUUUAAAAAAUCAUCCUAGACAAUAAUGCAACAAUAAUGUUUUCCUUACCACUUUACCUUACAGAGUUACAUCCAGAGCUUUCGUGACCGACAGAUGGGUACAGGUUCCUCUAGCAGCAGCAUCAUCAGCAACAGCACAGUCAACCACACCAUGAUACUUUGACUUUGAGACAGGCUUCAUGGUUCCCCUGACUGUCUCCUCCCUAGUCUAUAGGGUCUGAGGGACAACCACCAAAUAGUAGGCAUCACCUCCCAGUUCCACUAAGGUGCCCAACACCUCUCUCCAGCAGACAAUUCAUAGACUGUUCUUUUUUUUUUUUUUUUUUUUUUUGCAACAGACUGAUUCUUGAGACAAGAGAUUUACCUUGUUGUUUUGUUUAUUAUUCACAGUCUUUCUAAGGUAUCAGACAGUCAAUCGUAAUAUAACCAUUGAUCAUUCCUUAAAUAAAUAAAAUUGCUUUAUUUUGGUCUGUUUGCUAAUAUACAUUUUAGUGAAGACAUCCAUUGUUACAGUUUUAUGCACAGUGUACAAGAGGGGGAAAUAUAGUUUUGGGGAUUUACGUACAUUGUACAUGCCUUGCACAAGAGAUAUAGUAUUUAAACAUUUUUGUCACUCUUCUGUUGUCAAAGUAAAUAAACAUCCUUAAAUGUUACUAUUGUU